Angiostrongylus costaricensis is the source of this 333-nucleotide messenger RNA. The record is from the annotation of a GenBank genome assembly. NCBI's taxonomy places the organism in Eukaryota, Metazoa, Nematoda, Chromadorea, Rhabditida, Metastrongylidae.
AUGCGAACAUUGGAAUGGGAUAAUAGGGAAGUGGAAAUCGACGGUCGGCAGUUACACCAUCUUCGUUUUGCUGAUGACGUGGUCCUUAUAACACCAAACAUUAGCCAAGCGGAACGUAUGCUUGACGACUUUGGUAAGGCCUGUGGAAAGAUUGGUUUUCGACUAAAUCUCGCAAAAACGAUGUUCAUGAAGAACGGAUUGGUUUCGCAUGUUUCAUUCACGCUCAACGAAACGAAUAUCUCCGAAUGCUCUGGUUAUGUCUAUUUAGGUGGGGAAAUCGGUGUGACGAACAACCUUGCUCCAGAGCUGAGCAGAAGAAAACGAGCGGAUUGA